This is a messenger RNA of Diaporthe batatas, 2069 nucleotides long. RefSeq lists its product as uncharacterized. The transcript has 7 exons. The coding region runs from base 74 to 1642 and encodes 522 amino acids. Lineage: Eukaryota; Fungi; Ascomycota; Sordariomycetes; Diaporthales; Diaporthaceae. The record is from RefSeq and is a predicted model, not a curated record. Gene Ontology annotation, molecular function: oxidoreductase activity, acting on paired donors, with incorporation or reduction of molecular oxygen; heme binding; iron ion binding.
CAAAAUCUCAACCAUCGACCUCCCGAGGUCCUCAACAGCAUCACACGAUCUUGAACGCAAAGCCGAUGUCCAAAUGCAUACAAAAGCAGAUAUAUUCGGGCCAGUUCCAGGCUUUGUGUUACGAAAGCCGUUGGCCGCAACUGGAACAUUUCUAGUGUUCUCCAUAUUUGGUUUCCUAGUGUGGUGUCUACUGUCCAACCUGGUAUCACCUCUCAGAAAACACCCUGGACCAUGGCUGGCUCGCUACACGAACCUAUGGCGGUUCUUUCUCGCGCUCAGGAGUGACUACCGCAUCCAAAUCAAAAAGCUUCACGAGAAACACGGGCCUGUCCUGCGAAUAGGGCCUAGUUUGCUAGACCUUGAUAUUCCUGAGUUGGGAAAGGUGAUCUACAGCACAGGCGGAAAUUGGCGAAAGACAGAGUUCUACCAGAAUAACAGCGCCGUGGUCAAUGGCAAGAUUGUCUAUCAUCUUUUCAGCACUACGGAUCAAGAGGAGCAUGCGCGCAUGAAGAGACCAAUAGUUAAGUAUUACUCACAAGGAAGCGUCUUGGCCCUGGAGCCUUUGAUGGACACUGUGAUCAGCGACUUUUGUGAUCACCUCGAAAGCAGGUUCAUGGAUAGCAAGCAAGGCAAAGAGUGCGACCUUGGCCAGUGGAUUGCCUUCUACUCAUGGGACAUGAAUGGCGCUGCUACCUUCAGCCAGCGUUUCGGAUACAUGGACACUGGCCGCGACCAUGACAAGACCAUCGAGAUCGCGGACAAGGCGAUGGACUACUUCCCAGCUGUCGGGCAGAUGCCAUUUCUGGACUUUCUCCUUGACAAGAAUCCAGUAAUGCGCAUUGGCCCACCGAAUCUUGGGACCGUUACACGGAUUGCAGCGGAACACCUCGUUGCUCGGUUGUCAGGCAAAGAUGCCAGCUUCAAUCCGAAGGUACCCGACUUCUUGCAGUACUUUCUCAACGCCAAGAGCACACACCCGGAUCUCGUCGACGACGGAGUCAUCAUGGGGUACCUCCUGGUGAACCUCCUCGCCGGGGCCGACACCACGGCUAUCACGAUCCGCACCAUAUUCUACUACACCCUACGGGAUCCCGCGGUAUACAAAAAGCUGGAGGCCGAAAUCGUUGCCGCCGACCUUGCCAAGGUGGCCCCGUACAAUGCUGCUCGGGCACUGCCAUACCUCGAGGCCGUUGUUCGCGAAUCAAUGAGGAUGCAUCCCGCCGUGUCCAUGAUCCUGGAGCGCCACGUCCCAUCCUCGGGGCUCACCCUUCCCGACGGGUCUUUUAUCCCGCCCAAGACGGCCGUCGGAAUCAAUCCAUUCGUCGCGGGCCGUAACAAGUCUGUCUGGGGCGAAGACGCGGACGAGUUUCGCCCAGAGAGGUGGCUUCGUCGCCCGGGCGACUCGGAUGACGAAUACAAUGAGCGACUGAGGAUGUUCAAUGCCUGCGACCUGACGUUUGGAGGGGGCUCCAGGGUCUGCAUAGGCAGGAGCUUGGCGUAUCUGGAGAUAUAUAAGAUCGUGGCUACCUUGGUUGGACGUUAUCAGAUCCAGUUGGUUGAUCCGACAAGGGAGUGGGAGAUCAGUGGCAGUUGGUUCCCUAGGCAAAGCGGCAUCAUGUGUUAUCUCAAGAAGAGAGCUUGAAUCAGAUGGGAUCGGCUCUCUCACAGGGAGUUUUUUUCAUUAUCACCUGGGAAGUAUUAUUUACUGGCACGUCGGAAGUAGGUCCAACCCUGUUCGGAAGAGAGCAGUGAUAAGAAUGAGGACAUUGUCAUGUUUGCUAAGCAUCAAACUAUCUAGCUACAAGAGUAGGUAGUUGCUCGAAGACGGUCCAUGUGGUGUCCUUGCUCCUGUUCCUGUGCCGCCAUAUCACCCCAAUCAAGCCUUCCAUCGCGACGGUGUCAAACUGUUUCCGGACAGAGUUGUAUGUGGUUCUAAGUAGGUAGGCGACUCGGGCGAGAGUCUCUUGUUGAUGAACGCCGACUUAGUUGCAGCAAGUCACGCAACCAACAGGGGCUCCCAGGCAGCACACGUAGCACUAUGGUAACGAAUAUGAGUGUCAUUUUAUUGA